Messenger RNA from Eucalyptus grandis, 1017 nucleotides. RefSeq lists its product as uncharacterized. The coding region runs from base 78 to 926 and encodes 282 amino acids. Gene Ontology annotation, molecular function: zinc ion binding. The record is from RefSeq and is a predicted model, not a curated record. The transcript has 3 exons. Lineage: Eukaryota; Viridiplantae; Streptophyta; Magnoliopsida; Myrtales; Myrtaceae.
GUGAUGCAGUUGAAAAUAAUUUAAGUGAGACUUUUAACGGAUACAUUUGCAUACCGAGAGCAAAACCCAUUCUUGAGAUGCUUGAAGAAAUACGAGCCAUGUUGAUGGAAAGGAUGACAGAGAGAAGCCAAUUAAUGGUUGAUCGAAUGGAUCCAAUUUGCCAAAGAAUUAGAAUGAAGUUGGAGAAAACUAAACUGGAGUCUAGGUAUUGUUUUGCUAGAGCAUCUUUGGGGAAUAAAUUUGAGGUUGAAGGGGAUGGCAAUAGAUUUGUGGUUGACUUGGCUAGAAAGACUUGUGCUUGUAGGGAAUGGGAUAUCUCUAGAAUACCAUGUAGACAUGCCAUAUGUUGCAUUGCUUUUAUGAAGUUAGAGAUCAAUGAUUAUGUUGAUGAUUGCUUUAAGAAAGAUGCUUAUGAAAAUUGUUAUAAAUUUCCCUUCCCGGUCAUGAAUGGGGAAAUAAUGUGGCCCAAAGUUGGUGGUGAGCCAAUCAAACCCCCACCUUACAGAAGGAAAAGGGGUAGAGAGAAGAAAAAUAGAAUCAAGGAUAAUGAUGAGCGAAGUAGUGAUGGUAAGAAGUUGACGAAAGUUGGAAUUCAAAUGCAAUGUUCAAAUUGCCUUCAAUAUGGGCAUAACAAGAAGACAUGCAAGAAUCCUAUGACAUCAAGGCCACCCAAAGCAAAAAGAGGAAGACCAAAGAAAGUUGAUGAAGCUAGUGGUGCGCAGGCUAGUUCACAGGCCAAUAGACCAUCUAAUAGGGACUCCACUAUCAUCAGGAAGGAGAGAGCACAAGCUAGUGCUUUAUCAAGCAUAAUUUUACUUUCAUAUCAUGUGUAUAUUGUCAUUAAUGUUUUAUGCUCAUUUUGUUUCUUUAGGCUCAACAAGGUUAUGGACUUUUCAUAUCCGAAGCUACUGGGAAUUCUUAUUUAAGGAUGCCUGGUAGUGAUAGAGUUAUUGACAUUGGAGGUCCAUCUAUUUCCAAGAGGCAGACAAGAGCAAGGAAUGUCAUUGAAGUUUCACU